GCGAUAUUUAUUCGUUCCAAGAAUAGCACCCCUAAACCGGAAUGUCAAAAUAUAAUGACGUUAUUCUUUCUGUGUAAAGAGGUGGAUAGAAAUUCGUAUUUAUUUGUUGUUUAAUAUAAUUUAUAAUGGCUGCUGAAAUCAAGCCCGCACCCAGGACUCCUAACGACAGGUUUUCAACAACGAAGAAACCGGCCCUAUUGAGUAAAUUGGAAGGAUGUACAGACGAUGUCAACGCAGCGGUUGUUAUUCCUGGCGAGGAUGGAGUAAUUAGCGUUUGCGACGAUAAGACAGUCAGAGUAUGGCUUAAAAGAGACUCAGGGCAGUACUGGCCAAGCAUCUGCCAGUAUAUGCCGUCCGGCUGCACGUCCAUGUUCUACACACCUGAGACCCGUCAGCUGUUCAUUGGCCAGGAGAAUGGGACCGUCUCGGAGUUCACACUAGCUACAGAUUGUAAUAGGAUUAAUCCAACCCGUGAGUAUCUAGCGCACACGGCGCGCGUGACCGGCGUUCAGUUCUCGCUGAGCUGCGAGUGGGUGCUGUCGGUGAGCCGCGACAAGCUGUUCUCGUACCACUGCAGCGAGACCGGCCGCAGGAUCGGCGGGUACUCGUUCGAGGCCUGGUGCACGGCGUUACAGUUCGACUCUCAAUCGAAGUACGCGUUCGUAGGCGACUACAGCGGACAGAUAACUAUGUUGAAGUUAGACAACAAUGGCGCCACGCUCGUCACUACGCUUAAAGGACACACCGGGUCUGUGCGCGUGUUGAACUGGGCGCCGCAGCCGCAACUCCUCUUCAGCGGGUCGUUCGACCAGACCAUUAUCGUGUGGGACAUCGGCGGGCAGAAGGGCACGGCCUAUGAAUUACAGGGGCACAGCAACAAAGUGACGGGCCUGUGGUACGUGGGAAGCUGCACUUGCCUGGUGUCGGGCGGCGAGGACGGCGCGCUGGGCGUGUGGCAGAUGGGCGUGCGGCGCCGCGAGACGCCGGCGUGGCGCGAGGCGGACCUGUGCCAGCUGUGCCGCGCGCCCUUCAUAUGGAACGUGCGCGCCAUGAUGGAGAAGAAACAACUAGGACUGAGACAGCACCACUGCCGCUGGUGCGGCGCAGCUGUAUGCGCGACUUGCUCCCCGCACCGCCUGCCCCUCCCCGUCAUGGGCUUCGAGUUCCCGCAGCGCGUCUGCACCGCCUGCUACGAGACGUUACGACAUGAACCGCGCGAGUCCCUAGCGUCGUUCCACGAUAUGAAACACGCCGUGGCAUCGCUGUUCGUGGACGAGGCGACUGGGCGUAUGGUGACGGCGGGCAAGGACCGCGUCAUCAAGGUGUGGGACGUGUCAGCACUGCUAGCGCCCCCGCCGCGCGCCGGCCCCAGCGACCAGUAGCCGUGAGUCGCAACUCUCAACUCUAACCGUAUACACUGAAAGUCGAAAUUCGUUCAUCCCCAUUUCGAUCGCUGGAUUGCGUGAUAGAGAUGGAGAUAGAUAAACUUCACACUUUGAUCGCAGUAACGCUCUUGAAGAGAUCCAUUUGGAUUUUGGCAAACGAUCCAGUUUUUUUUUCUAUUCAUCCAAUACGUUUGUAAAUUUGGCUAUGGUUAGUACGCGAUUUUCCAGAUAUGAAAGUAAUGAUUCUAACGAAAAAUUAGUGUCCGAUGGAACCCAGAUUUUUUGCCAAAACCGAAAGUUUGGUUGUGCUCUGGUUUCAAAUAUUAUUUUUAUGCCGAAACCGAACCGUCGGCCGAAACAAGAUUUAUGCCAAAACCUGCCGAAACCGGAACUUCGGUCGAACACUAAUGUAAACUUACUAAUAUAAUUACUGCCAGAAACACACAGCAAGAUCGGUUUACCUACGAUAGCGGUGCCGUCAUAUAGCGGCCGUCUCCAUACUAAAUAAUACGGCUCAAUAUGGAUGUCGUAGUAAUUGUAUGGAGACGGCCGCUAUAUGGAACUGCUAUCCUAGGAAACCAGAGCAUAAGUGUUAAAUGUCAAAUGGCAGCUUAUGACUAUGGAUCGUUUGAAUAGUCCUCGGAGUAAUUAACAAUGGAGCCGCCAUUAACAGGCGUUCCCCUCUGUCGAAAAUAGGCGGCCAAUGGUCAACCACAUGUCAACCAUAUGUAUGGACUGACGUUUAUCUGACAUGACGUACCUAUACAUUUGAUGUGCCCCUCCCCCGCAAAAAUCGGCAGACUAUUUUGUACCGAAAAUUUUAGACAUGGCGUCUCCAUUGGUUAUAUCCUCUAAGGAAUAGUCGGAACAGGAAACGUCCUUCUCUAAUUAUCAAUAAUUAUCGAUUUGUUGUGAAAUAAUCGGUGAAGGUUUUACACAACGCUACAUAGAUGGCGUCAUAAUCAAUUACUAAUCGCGAGUAUUUACGAUACGGAUACGGACUGAGCGAUCAAACCUUCAUUCAUAGGAAAUAAUGGGUUUUUAUAACUCGUCAUAAAGCGACUGAUUCAUUAACAAACAGUCCAUUGUAUUCUGAACUUUAAGACCUAGAGUUAAGAUCAUAAUUGCAUUGCACAUAGUCUAGCUAGCGAAUUUAUGAACUAAACCACGCUUGUUCAAUAAAGAUCAAAUUUGCUAACCUGUAAACUAAAUCAUAUACUGAGAGUUUCUGAAAAGUUGUGUGAAACCUGUGUGAGCGAGAUAGUCUCUCAUUCGUCCCGUUCAUGUUGAGAGAAGUGAGAACAACAGGGCCCUAUUUUACUCUGCUAAAGGUUACAAUUUUGCAAGUCUAGUUUCGGUAUUUGAAAAUUUGUAAGAUAGGGCCCUGUAUCUGUAGCCAGUGAAAAUAGUGGUGGCGGUACGGCCUUUUCUUAUAAAAUGUAAAAUAACUCUUAUGCAUCUGACAAUAGAGUCGUGGUUAGAUAUGAAUUUGUCGUUCCAUUAAUAUUAAUGAAUAUAUGUAUAUUUUUCAUACUCUCCACCACAUUUUCAUCCAGUGCUUAAGAACUGGGGCCUGUUUUAUAAAAGCUUGUAACUACUAAUACAAACUUUCGUGAAACGGGCCCAUGUAAUUUAUAUCAAUGUAUAUUAAGUGUUCAUAGGCAGAUGGUUACUUCGAUUGUAAAAAUCGAUUAAAUAGUGUAGUUUAUGGAUAUAGGGGUCAUUUUAUUUCAAGUUGUAUAUUAACCUUUUUUUUGUUGGGAAUUUUUAUGUUAUUUAUAUAAAGAAUGACGGACUGCUUCGAUUCUUAUAAGAGAAAAAGUGUCCCAUAAUUUCCAUACAUAUGUCGAUCUUACCAUACCGUCAUCGUCACACAAAGUCUAUGAAAAAUGGUAACGGGAUGGGAAAAAAUUUGGGACAUUUUUUGUCUCACAUUAUGUUCGUGUUUUUAGUUUAUUUCAUUAGAAAAAGAAUACGCGAUCUUGACGUCUCUUUUUAUUGAAAAACGCUUUUUUAAAGAUCAGUAACUAUUACUUAAAAAGCAAAAGAUUAUAAAUAAUCGCAUAUGAUUCAUAUUUGUUACGUAUUUGCCGUGACAUAUUUUUCAAAAGUCUUUUUCAAUAAAAAGACACGUCAAGAUUGUUUACCUUUAUUUAAUGCAAAAAAAUUGAACAAUGGGAUGGAAAGAGCUCGUGAUUCUAACUACCUAAUAAUAACUUAUAAACGUCGAAAUAAAAAAAAAAUUGUACAACUUAAAAUAAAAUGGCCGAUAGCGCAUGUAUAUCGGGUGUGAUCACUAGCGAAUCAACCCAGGGCUAGCUGUCAGUUUGCCGCUCUCUUUCCAACCAGUCAAGUGCGAAAGAGAUGCGAUAAACGCUACACUAGCGCCGUUCGAAGGAAUAUUAAAUAUUUACCUUCUAGAAAUUAUGAAUUAAAUAUUUAUGGAAUUGUUUAUUGGAAUAAUUGUUUUUAAAAUAUAUCUUAUUAAUGGUCCAACGAACGUUUCAAUGAGUUUUAUCCAGCCUACUACUAAGACUGAUCCUUUCCCUUUCAGAGAUAAUUUGAUUACUAACAACUUUUUCUCUAAACUGUUUCUGUUCUAAAUUGAAACUUAAGUGUCUUUUAAUAAGGUUAACUUUCAAAUGAAGCAUGAAAAUAAGCUUAUUUUGAUACAUUGUGUUAAAAAAGAUAAAAUAGAUUUUAGAGUCAACUUGAUGGAUCUCUAAUACGAAUUUUUUUUAACAUCUUCAUCUAUUUGUCCUCCUUCGUUCAUUACCUUACUACAUUUUACUGAUUCAUAUACAUACCUGUGACACUUCAUACCGGGUGUGGCCUGUAAUAUGAGCAAAAAUAUAAACUGUAGGUUGUACUCCUCAUACUGGCCAACAUUUGUUCAGCGACUUUUAAAAAUAACUUGUGGUUUGAUUUCGUCUUAGAAUAAACUUUAAAGUGUAUUAAACUUUAAAGUUUAUUCUAAGACGCAAUGUAUUGCGAAUUUUGUUACUUUUAAGGCGUGACAAGCAACGUCAAUCACAAUGAAAUGGCGUGGCUAUGGCGUCGAUUGAAGAUAAUAUUUAUUUUGUAUGAAAAAUUGGUAGUCUAAAUACUUAAUAAUUUUUAAAAGUUGUUGAACAAAAGUGUCACCGUUUGAGGAGUGCAAUCUGUUUUAAUUAUUUGCUCGUGUUACAGGCCACACCCGGUAUACCGUCACUAGUUAAAAACAGUCUCGUAUCUGGCACAGCUACUCAAAGUUAAAACGCAGUAACUCUGUAUGCAUCCCAUACAUUGUAACUAUGCAUUUUUCUUUUGAUUGGCAGAAGAAGAUACGAGUUUUUUUUGCAAAGUAGUCACGAUAUAUCGCUUGAGGUCUCAAACUUGGAUUAUUGAUACUGUAAAAAAUCAGAAUUACCGGAUUUGAUGCAAACGCUAAAUGUAAGUUACUGUAUACAAGGUGUAACAUGAGGAAACCGAAUAAUUUUAACAGCGUAUUCCUGAUCAUAUUUAGAGACAAAAAUGUCCUAUAAACUUUUUUGAAAUUCGCCUAGUUUCAGAGAUAUUAUUAUUUAAAAAAAAACAAGUUUUUAUUGUUACAUAGUGUAAUAGGCCUUUUUGAUGGUGAUGUUGCUGCUAUGGGACGUAGUCUAAAUAUCCUUAUUGAUAGAUGUCAAAAAGUGACAAGUAACAGUUUGCAAAAAGUAGGUUUUACGGAAAAAAAAUGUAAAAUCAAUUUUAAGUGACAAGUUUACCAAUAAAAUUUAUUUUUUAUGUAUAAUACAUUAAAAAAAAAAAAAAAAAUGAUUAUUUUUUGCCGAAAUUGACCUUAACUCAUAUUACAUUUUUUACUUCUUUUGACCUCAGAAAUGCGUGGUUAAAAUUAUUCGGUUUACUCAUGUUACACCGUGUAUUUUAUUUGAUUGUCGAUAUCAGCAUGUGUAACUAUGGUUUGUGGAAAUAAGGUACAAUUUCGAUUGAUUAUAAUAACCCAUAUUGGUAUUGACUAACACUAUCACCUAGAAAUUGAGAGGCAACCUAACCUGAACCCUAACGCUUAAUUAAAUACGAUUGAAAUUCCUUUAUCUUAUAAAAUCGCUUGAUCAUCUUCGUCUGACCUGACCUGACCUGACCGACCGAGAUUUGAGAUGACAAAAAACCGGUAUUUCCUUAUGCAGAAACGUUUUAGGCGUGGUUUCCAUUGUUAAAUUCCUUAAUAUAAAUAUGAAUAAACUUUACAGUAUUUUGAUUGCUUCUACAAAAACGGUUAAGGUACUGACUCGUAAAAUAUCCCAUUGUCUCUUUUGGAAAAAGUCACUGUCCCUUCUACAAGUAUAAAUGGCCCAACCCGUAAUAACUUAAGUUCCCGUUAGUAAUCCAUACAGCAAACAUAUAAGAUACAUACAUACACUCGUAUAUUACGACAGGUGACAACCGAAACUCUCUAAUUACUAAUAAUAAAAAAAACAAAAGAGCGUGCCACCGUCUUAAAGGAUGUUUGGCGGUAAUUGCUUACUACCAUUAGACGAUUCGUAUGCUCGUUUGCUUUUUAUAUAAUUAAUAAAAUCAGAGGCAUACUACAGUGAAAAAUAAUAGUUAUCAAAAUAAGGUUGUUUUUAUUUAUUUAUGUUUUUUACAAUUAGUGAGAUUUUGUUGUCACAUCACGAUUUAGUCAUAAGAGGAGGACAAUCAUAAUUUAAAAAAAAAUCUUCUCUGUAAUUCUGAGUUUAGAGGAGAAGGCAAGUAUAAAUGUGUGACCAGAAUGUGCGUGAUCCUAAUUAAGAAUCAUGUGUUCAUGGGACAUGUAAACUCAUACACAUAAUUGCGUAUGCCGUAAAAGUAUAAAACUUUGCCCUUUAAAAUAAAACUGUCACUUUCUUCAGAAAGUGUACCUAUCUGUAAAUUAAUUUUAAGUUAUUUCGCUUUUACUGAACUGUGACGCGGUGGGCAAAGUUAUUUUAAAGGCAAAGUUUUAAACUUUUACGGUAUGCGCAAUUAUGUGUAUGAGUUUACAUGUCUAAAUAUAUCAAUGUCUAUCAUAAAUUAUAGAGAUAUCUAUCAUUUAAAGGAUUAUAAACAAAUAAAAAGACGGCUUUCUUUUAUUCAUUAUUACGAGUAUAAAGUAUUUUUUAAGGUUUUGUUCAUUAGAAGCAUAUUUAAAUAACACUACAUAUGCACAGGCUGGCCCAAAAAUACGUAGAAAUAUAUUUUUUAGGUAUAUUUAUUCUUAACGUAAAACUUUAAAAACUUUUUUUUACAAAAUAGCAUUAUAACUUAAAGUUACAAUCAAAUCUUCAAAAUAUCAUCCUUUAGCAUUGACAAUAAAAUUAUCACCAACUUGCAGCACUAAAAAUUAAUUGUCAACGUUUUUUUGUGCCACCCUGUAUAAUUUAAUAUUACUAUACGAAUGACUGCUUUCCACAAGAGGCUGUGGCCGACUUAAAAUAUAUAUGCGUUAGUUUAUAAUAUAAACGCGGUUUUAAUGUAUUAUGUUAAUAAUUAUCAUGUCAUGUGCACGCGGCUUUAAAAAAGUACACUUGACAUUUGCAUUGCUAGAGUCAGGGCUAUAACCGCGAAAAUCGAAGUUCGCAAAUUGCGGGGAUUUUUCUCUGUCACUCUAAUUACGCCUUCGUUGGAGUAAAUGAGAAAGAUCCCCGCAAUUUUCGAAUUUCGGUUUUCGCGGUAGCCGCUCAGAUCAGGCUAAGUUGGCAGCGAUUUUGACGGCCCAGACGGUGUGUUAUUUUAAACGUCAAACUUCUACGAAAUUAUGACGUUUACAUAACACUUGCACCGUCGGGGCUAUCAAAAUCUGAAACUAAAGUAGUGUUUUACAGACAUAGCAACUUAUCACGACAACCGAGAGACACGCAGCUACUACCGCUAUUCCCGCAGCGGGGUUUAACUACUAUGCAGAUAGUUAUUCAAAAGGGUACCGAUUUCAUUGAUAUUGAGCAUAGGAAGGAGGCAUGAGAUUAUAUAAGUUAUAUUUAUUUUUUCAAAAUUCUUCUACGUACUAAAGUCACUAAUGUAACUAAACUUGUUUAAGAAUAAAAUGUUAUUAAAUUUUAAGUAUUAUUAAAAUUUAUUAUACUAAAGAAUAUAUGUUUACGAGUUUUACUUCAACAUUAAAUGAUGUUCACUUAAAAUGUCAUCUUUUAGUUCAUUUCAUUCAGUACACUUCAAAUUUCGUGAGUAUACUUAGGUUCUUAUUAAGUAAAUGCUACAAUAACGUCAAGAGUUGCGUCCGUUUUUUAAAUUUCUAAAUACGAAAGGAUAUGCCAAAGAUGUCGCUUGUCAAAAUUAUUUCUUUAGAUCAGCUGGGGCUGAGGAUGGUAUUCCACCUGUCCAAUUUCUUUGUCCAUUGUCAUUAAUUUGCUUCUCUCGUAGCAAAAUUGACGCUAAAGCAAGAUUUUGGACAUAGAUGGAAUACCACCCUUAUACACUUGUUGUGUACUGUCGGAUAAAAGGAAGGUCCAUCUGACAUCAAACACAUCUUGUACGGUGCUGGUUUUAUGAUUCCGUAACUAAGUGCGGUAUAAACACUAAGGUCCCCCCAUACAGUUUGAAAUAAGUAAUCGAAUUGUUUGUAAUGCGUGGUGUUCAAUGUUCAUGGUAGCUAUAAUAAUAUGUAUUUCGUGUUUAUUGGUCAAUGUGUGAAUGGGAGGGGGGGGGGGGCUAUUCUUUGGACAAUAAAUCCACUUGUAGAAUCAGCAUAGCUCCGUUACCUAUAAUCGUUCACCCUUACUCGUUGGGGUGUUUUGUAGUAAUGUUUCUACAGCUCCUAUUUGUCUAUAUUUUCUCUUUUUACCACAGAUUAGAUACGUACAGAGGUAACACAGCGAGCAAUUGCCACAACCUAGGCAAAAGGAAUAAAUAUAGGUAUGUAUUCCUUUUGCCCCGUGUAGGAUAAAUUAAUUGAAUUAUAUUUCUUUACAUUAGUAUCAGAACACUUGUUACUGGUUAAUAUACAACGUCAUCGAAGAAUGAAUGAUAAAAUACUUAUGUAAAUUAAUUAUUCAAUCGGACGUUACUUUGCGGAUUUCAUACUAAGUAUUUACUGGAUAAAUAUUUUUCUAGUUAUUAAACUGUUUCAACACUGCUAGAGUUAUAAAAGCUUUACUUACUAACGAAACGUAAUUUUUUGGAAUUCGUACUAACAUCGUAAUGCACUGAUGCACUUGUUUUCGGUGUGGACCAAAUGAAAAAUAAUUUAUAGUAUGUGUACAAAAGUAUCUAUAUAUUCAAAAUUUUCGUGUGAAUCUUUCCAUGUUUUUCAUAUAAAUGUAUAAAUACUUAUUUUUUUAGGAAACAAUAAUUGUGAACAAGGUCGCUUGUUACAUACGUAAAUUAAAUAUACAAAUUGUAUAGAAAUGUCAUGCUUUUAAUGUGUAUUGCCAAAUGUUAACAAUAGUUAAGCAACUAGGAGGAUCACAGUAAUAUGAUAUAUAAUUAUUGCCAGUUCUUAUAUCAACGCAGUAAGAUAUAUAUUAGCAUGGCACUUUAUUAUAUUACUGUGAUCAAAGUAUAUAAAUACAAUAUUUAUUAAUCUUAGACAAUUUUUAUUGUCUGAAAAUUUUGAUUUUAUUCUAGUUUCGCUUUUUGUCAUAAGCGUUCACUAAAUUGUUAUAAAUAUUAUAUUUGCCUUUUGUUUUCAAGGCCACGAAAAAUAUAUAUCAUGUAUAAAAAGGUGCGUUAUUUUAAGUCGUUUUAAUAGAUUUUAUUUUUUUAUUCGCAAAGCUUACAUACUUUGUGUUUGUAAAGUCAUACUGUAAGAUAGUCACUGUGUAAUUAACAUGUAUACUUAGAUCGCUUUAAAGUUUUUAUGCCAAUAAAAAUAUAGAUAAAC
Molecule: messenger RNA, 9222 nt
Organism: Cydia fagiglandana
Lineage: Eukaryota; Metazoa; Arthropoda; Insecta; Lepidoptera; Tortricidae
Gene: Wdfy2
Product: WD repeat and FYVE domain-containing protein 2
Exons: 9
Coding region: 126-1382 (418 amino acids)
Cellular component (GO): early endosome
Molecular function (GO): metal ion binding; protein binding
Source: RefSeq, a predicted model, not a curated record